AGGUGUAGCCGGUCGCUGGAGGCAGGCGGUUGUGGCGGAAGAGGUUAGGUGGUUGAUGGCGGAUGAAGCUCUGAAGCCCGUGUAAGGCUCCCCGUCUGUCCGAGCCCCUCACUGGAUUCAUGAUGACAUCCUUUCAAGAAGUCUCACAGACUUCCAAUUUUGCCCAUGUCAUCUUUCAAAAUGUGGCCAAGAGCUAUCUUCCUAAUGCACACCUGGAAUGUCAUUACACCUUAACUCCAUAUAUCCAUCCACAUCCAAAAGAUUGGGUUGGUAUAUUCAAGGUUGGGUGGAGUACUGCUCGUGAUUAUUACACAUUUUUGUGGUCCCCUAUGCCUGAACAUUAUGUAGAAGGAUCAACAGUCAAUUGUGUAUUAGCAUUUCAAGGCUAUUACCUUCCAAAUGAUGAUGGAGAAUUUUAUCAGUUCUGUUACGUUACCCAUAAGGGUGAAAUUCGUGGAGCAAGUACACCUUUCCAGUUUCGAGCUUCUUCUCCAGUUGAAGAGUUGCUUACUAUGGAAGAUGAAGGAAAUUCUGAUAUGCUGGUGGUGACCACAAAAGCUGGCCUUCUUGAGUUGAAAAUUGAGAAAACCAUGAAAGAAAAAGAAGAACUGUUAAAGGUAAUGGCCGUUUUGGAAAAAGAAACAACACAGCUUCGAGAACAAGUUGAAAGAAUGGAAAAAGAACUUAAUCAUGAAAAAGAAAGAUGUGACCAACUCCAAGCAGAGCGAAAGGAACUUACUGAAGUAUCUGAAAGUUUGAAAAUGGACAAUGAAGAACUUAAGAGGAGAUACAAUUAUGCUACAUCCAAAGCUGUCAAGCUUGAGGAAGAUAUUGUGUUAGUGACAAAUAAAGCAAUUGAAAAGGAAACUGAAUUGGACAGUUUAAAGGACAAACUCAGGAAGGUACAAUGUGAAAGAGAGCAACUUGAAUAUCAAUUGAAGACAGAAAAGGAUGAGAAGGAACUUUAUAAGGUACAUUUGAAGAAUAGAGAAAUAGAAAAUACCAAACUUGUGUCAGAGGUCCAGACUUUAAAGAAUUUAGAUGGAAACAAAGAAAACAUGAUUACUCAUUUCAAAGAAGAGAUCAGCAGACUACAAUUCUGUUUGGCUGAAAAGGACAGUCUGCAAAGGGCUUGCUUGCUUACUGCCUCAAGUAAGGAAGAUACAUUUAUUUUAAAAGAGCAACUUCGUAAAGCAGAGGAACAGAUUCAGGCAACUCGCCAAGAAGUUGUUUUUCUGACUAAAGAACUUAGUGAUGCUGUAAAUGUGAGAGAUAAAACUAUGGCAGAUCUGCAUACUGCACGCUUGGAAAAUGAGAAAGUCAAAAAGCAGUUAGCUGAUGCACUGGCUGAACUCAAACUAAAUGCUGCGAAAAAAGACCAGGAAAAAACUGAUACACUGGAACAUGAACUGAGAAGAGAAGUUGAAGAUCUAAAACUUCGUCUUCAGAUGGCAGCAGACCAUUACAAAGAAAAAUUCAAAGAAUGCCAGAGGCUCCAAAAACAAGUAAACAAACUUUCAGACCAGUCAGCCAAUAAUAGUACUGUCUUCACAAAGAAAAUUGGGAACCAGCACAAAGUGAAUGACGCCUCAGUAAACACAGACCCAGCUGCCGCCGCCUCUGCUGCAGGUAUACAGCCACUGCCUCCUGCAGCAGAGACAGAUUUUGACAUUGUAACAAAAGGGCAAGUCUGUGAACUGACCAAAGAAAUUGCUGACAAAACAGAAAAGUAUAAUAAAUGUAAACAACUCUUGCAGGAUGAGAAAACAAAAUGCAGUAAAUAUGCUGAUGAACUUGCAAAAAUGGAGCUGAAAUGGAAAGAACAAGUGAAAAUUGCUGAAAAUGUAAAACUAGAACUAGCUGAAGUAGAGGACAGUUACAAACUUCAGUUGGCAGAGAAAGACAAGGAAAUAAAUGGUCUAACUUCACAUUUGGAAAGCCUCUCCCGGGAGCAGGAACUUAAAAGGAGUCUAGAAAAUCAAGCAGAAGGGAAAAUGGAAGGUCAGAAUUCCCAGAGUCCUCAGCAGAUUUCACAGGGUCUCAACGCAUGCUCAGAGCAAAAUGGUCAUGUUUCUGCAAUACCAGAUACGCAGCCAGUUCUACAGUACGGCAAUCCUUAUGCAACACAGGAAACAAGAGAUGGAGCAGAUGGCGCUUUUUACCCAGAUGAAAUCCAGAGGCCGCCUGUGCGAGUCCCCUCCUGGGGACUGGAAGAUAACGUCGUCUGCAGCCAGCCUGCUCGAAACCUUAGUCGGCCUGAUGGUUUGGAAGAUCCUGAGGAUAGUAAAGAGGCUGAGAACGUGCCUACGGCUCCUGAUCUGCCAAGUACACAUUUACACGGGCAUGGAACAGGCUUUUGCUUUGAUUCCAGCUUUGAUGUUCACAAGAAGUGUCCCCUCUGUGAAUUAAUGUUCCCUCCCAACUAUGAUCAGAGCAAAUUUGAAGAACAUGUUGAAAGUCACUGGAAGGUGUGCCCAAUGUGCAGCGAGCAGUUCCCUCCUGACUAUGACCAGCAGGGCUUUGAAAGGCAUGUGCAGACCCAUUUUGAUCAGAAUGUUUUAAAUUUUGACUAGUUACUUUUUAUUAUGAGUUAAUAGAACCUAGCAGUUAAAAAAAAUCUCCAAUAGACCACUAAGGAGAACACGGGCGAUCACUUUCGUGUGCCCUCUGCAGUGCUUUGCUGACCAAGAUCUCCUUGGAGGUGGGUGUUCCUAGGGUAGGGCCAGCCUUUGGCUUAUCAAUAAUUAGGAUUCUAACCUCUUUUUCCUACCUGCUUAAGAAAAGACAUUCUCGGGUGUUUGUAUUUUUAUUUAUUCCUCAGUUUGCAAAAUGAUACGACUAAAGGAAACAAGGAUUAUUUUGGUGUUGCUGCACUGAAAAAAUAUGUAUAGUGUGUUAUUUAGCACAAUAUUUACAAGUUUCUGUUGAUCUUGUUGAUUGAGCAUGACUACUAAUAUUAUGUAAUAAAAAGCAUUUAUCAUAAGUCUUACAAAGUAAUUCUUUGAAUGCAGAAAAUUGCAUAAUUUGGCCCAUGACAUUUUUUUUAUUCUCUUUAGAAUUGGAGCUGUAUGUAGAAUGAGAUCCCAUGCUUGCAAGUGCAGCAGAUACUCUUCUUACAUUUGAAAUGUUUGCUUUAGGAAUUAAUGGAAAGCAUAUUUUGCUAAUUGGUUAUAUUUAAGCCAACUUAAAGUUAUAUUCCUAUCCAGUGGGGAAAUGGAGCAAGGUAUGCCAGUACAGUUGUUUCAUAUUAUAUGAUCUAAAUAGUGGUGUUUGUGGCAUAAAAUCACAGAAAGUGUAUCCUUAUCUUUUUCACAUUUUCCAAAUGAGAGUAUAACUUUGAAAUAACAUUCUCAGUAAUUAAAAAUGUAAUAACAUAAAGUAGUAUGUUAUGUCUCUGCUGUGUAUAGUAUUCUCAUUAAAGAGUACACUUUGGAGGUAAUUUUG
Pteronotus mesoamericanus is the source of this 3444-nucleotide messenger RNA. It is a transcript of the gene TAX1BP1, whose product is annotated as Tax1 binding protein 1. The transcript has 18 exons. The record is from RefSeq and is a predicted model, not a curated record. Lineage: Eukaryota; Metazoa; Chordata; Mammalia; Chiroptera; Mormoopidae. Gene Ontology annotation, biological process: negative regulation of apoptotic process. The coding region runs from base 120 to 2573 and encodes 817 amino acids.